Helianthus annuus (common sunflower) is the source of this 998-nucleotide messenger RNA. Its product is annotated as 39S ribosomal protein L28, mitochondrial. NCBI's taxonomy places the organism in Eukaryota, Viridiplantae, Streptophyta, Magnoliopsida, Asterales, Asteraceae. The record is from RefSeq and is a predicted model, not a curated record. Gene Ontology annotation, molecular function: structural constituent of ribosome. The transcript has 2 exons. The coding region runs from base 117 to 737 and encodes 206 amino acids. Gene Ontology annotation, cellular component: mitochondrial large ribosomal subunit.
UGUAGUGAAAUUUCUAACCUUCAAGAAACCCUAAACCCCCAAAUAUUCAAACGUAUCCUCUCUGAUCCGAACAGACCGGCAUAAAUUCAACAACACGAACACAUAAAUUGAAUCAAAUGGCGUUCAGAUCGAAGGAAAUGGUGAAGAAAAUCAUGAAGAAAAUAGGCGGCGAGAAGAAUUUGAAUCCCGGAGUGAAAGAAUCUUUGAAGAAGAGUUUGCCGGAGAGUAAGGUGGUGAUGAGCAGAGCUCACCGUGGAAUUUACGCCGGCCGGCAUAUUCAGUUCGGUAAUCAAGUCAGCGAGAAAGGUGGAAACAAGACUCGAAGAAACUGGAAGCCCAACGUACAAGAAAAACGUCUUUUCAGUUACAUUCUCGACCGCCACAUUCGCGUAAAAGUUACAACACACGCACUUCGUUGCAUAGACAAAGCAGGGGGCAUCGAUGAGUAUCUACUAAAGACACCGUACAAGAAAAUGGACACCGAAAUGGGGCUGUUAUGGAAAUCUAAAAUCGAGAAAAUGUAUCAAGAGCUCGGAAACAUGGAAGUUGUUUUCUUCCCACAAGAAGAAGAAAACAAGCUUGCAGAAGAAUUCAAAGACAUGAGAAUUGAACAACGCGUGGCGCGUAGGGAUGCAAGAAGGAUCGCGUAUGGUUGGAGUCCAAAAGUUGCACAAAUCAAGGAGGCGAGUGAAGAUGGUGAAGCAAAUCAUCAUGAGGAACUCGUUGCUAAUUCGUAAACGGUUGUUUGAAUAUGAGUGGGGCCCGGUGAGUUAUGGUUCCGAGUUGGGUUGACCCGGGAUUUUGAGUAGGAUUAGGUUUCGGCUUGUGUUUUUGAAUUUGUAAACGAGGCGGUGGUGUAAUAAGCUUUUGUAUUAGUAGCAGAUACGAGUUUAAGGUAAGAAGUAUAACUCGGUUCUUGGUUUAUGGAAACUAUUUAGGUGAACUUGUUUUCUUUUGCCAGCUUUUUCUGUUUUUUUUUACUUGAAUGCUAAUUUUUG